AUGGUCUUAGCGGUCACCUUCUUCAGUGCCCUUGUCUUUGGUCCAGGGAAAUCUGUGCUAUUUAGUCUCAGGGAUUUAACCCAGUCAUCUUCCCUUCUGACACCCAAGGAGCUGAAUUUUGCCGCUCCUGGGGCGCGCGCUUGGGGCAGCAUUAGAAGCGGUGUGGUGCGGCCGCGCGCCGUAGAGUUGGAGGGCGGCGCCCAGGACCCUGGUGGGCGAGUGUCAGCGCUGCGCCGGGAGGGGUGGGAGGUGCUGGUGGGAGGCGCCGGUCCUGGGGCCCAGGGAUCGCUGAGCUCCAGCGCGAAGAGCGGCGAGCCUGUUGCCCGGCACAGGGCUGAGCGGUCCGGGGCGGACACCAGGCGCUACACCCCCAACAUGAUGCGUCCCAGCAACCUGCGACCCGUGCCGCUAGUGGUCCUGCUGUUGCCGUUGCUGCUGCCUCUCGGAGCUGGUGACUACGAGCUGGAUGUCUCCCCCUACGAAGACACGGUGACCAGCAAACCCUGGAAAAUGGACCUCAGCAAACUGAACAUGCUCAAACCAGGCUCAGACCUCUGUCUCAAGUCCGCCAUGCUGUGUACUCUUAAUGACAAGUGCGACCGGCUGCGCAAGGCCUAUGUGGAGGCUUGUUCGGGGCCCCGCUGCCAACGCCUCGCCUGCCUGGAGCAGCUGCGCGCCUUCUUCGAGAAGGCGGCGGAGCCCCACGCUCAAGGCCUGCUGCUGUGCCCGUGCGCGUCCACCGACCUGGGCUGCGGGGAGCGCCGCCGCAACACCAUCGCCCCCAGCUGCGCGCUGCCACGGGUGGCCUCCAACUGCCUGGAGCUGCGGCGCCUCUGCCUCUCGGACCCACUGUGCAGAUCACGCCUGGCAGAUUUCCAGACCCACUGCCAUCCCAUGGAUAUCUUGGGGACUUGUGCAACAGAGCAGUCCAGAUGUCUACGAGCAUACCUGGGGCUGAUUGGGACUGCCAUGACCCCCAACUUUGUCAGCAACAUCAAUACCAGUGUUGCCUUAAGCUGCACCUGCCGAGGCAGUGGCAACCUGCAGGAGGAGUGUGAGCGGCUGGAAGCGUCCUUUUCCCACAACCCCUGCCUCAUGAAGGCCAUGGCAGCUAAGAUGCGUUUUCACAGCCAAUUCUUCUCCCAGAAUGGGGCGGACUCUACUUUUUCCGUGAUGGAACACCAGAAUCAAAACCCUGCUCUGCGGCCACAGCCCUGGUUGCUCCUUCUGUUCUCCUGCACACUUAUCUUGAUUCUGCUUCUGAGCCUCUGGUAGCUGGACUUCCCUGGGGGCCCCCUUCCCCUCCACCACACCCAGCCAGACUUGCAGCCUGCAAGAGUGAGCAAAAGACAGGAAGGAGGUGCUGAGCAUAGCAUUGCAACCCUGACCUACCUGGCAUGUCCAGGUGUGGACAUGGUAGAAAUAGGGACUGUGAAGACCUCCAGAUCUUGAUUAUUGGCUGGUGCAUCUGCCUUACCUUCCUACUCCCACCUCUGAGUCAGGCUGCUCCUCUUUAGGACUUGGUGACCACAGAUUAAUUGUAUCCUCUGGUGGUGACCAGCUCCACCAAGCUUUUUCCUAAUCCCCACAACCAUUACCUGAAGUUUGACAAAACAGUCGUUUCUGUUUCAUCUUCCAGGUGGGUAGGGCUGAGUGUUCCGAGGCAGCCUAGAAAGAUAGUCCCUGUCAUGAGGAAGUCUGGAGCAGGACUCCUGUGCCCUUGUCUCCUUCUCCGAAUGGGGGUGGGAACCUGUCAUCUGCCCUGGUCUGCCUGCAGAAUCCCACAGAGCAUGUGGGAAUCAGGAGUCGGAGCCUUUGGGCUUGCUUUGUUCCUGCUGCUGUCCCCAAGUCCCCCCAGCCUCUUGGAUCAUGAUUAAACAAU
Lepus europaeus (European hare) is the source of this 1882-nucleotide messenger RNA. RefSeq names its product GDNF family receptor alpha 3 (gene GFRA3). Gene Ontology annotation, biological process: nervous system development. Gene Ontology annotation, molecular function: signaling receptor activity. Gene Ontology annotation, cellular component: signaling receptor complex; external side of plasma membrane. NCBI's taxonomy places the organism in Eukaryota, Metazoa, Chordata, Mammalia, Lagomorpha, Leporidae. The record is from RefSeq and is a predicted model, not a curated record. The transcript is spliced from 8 exons. Bases 1 to 1275 code for a protein of 424 amino acids.